GGAUCUAGGCAAGGCUGGAUUAAACAUUAAUGCAGCUGCCACUGCUGUCCAAAGGAACAAGUGCACCAGAGCUAAUCUCCAGAGUUACCUGAGGAGUGGUGAACAGCAGCCAUGGCUCAAUUUGCCCAGGUUCUAGCUGAAAUAGGUGACUUUGGUCGCUUCCAGGUACAGUUGACAAUCCUGAUGAGUAUCCCCAACUUCCUGUCCCCCUUCUAUAUGUUUAGCCAGGUCUUCAUGGUCCUGGAUGAGACCCACUACUGUUCAGUGGCCUGGGUCAAGAACCACACGCUCAACCUGAGUGCAGCUGAGCAACUGACACUGAGCGUGCCUCUGGAUGCUGAGGGCAGACCUGAGUCCUGCCUCAUGUUCCGGCCACCCCCCAAUAACGCUAGCCUGGAGGACAUCCUCAGCCACCGCUUCAAUGAGACACAGCCUUGUGAGACCAGCUGGCACUAUCCUGAGGACAAGCCCCAAUCACUCUUGAACGAGUUCAACCUGGUGUGCCAUCGGAAGCACCUGAAGGAGACCUCGCAGUCGGUGUUCAUGUCGGGACUCCUUGCUGGGGCCCUCAUCUUUGGGCCCCUCUGUGACUGGAUUGGCCGCAAAGCCUCUCUCCUGGUGCAGCUGCUCCUGACUGCCUUCGUGGGCCUGGCCACGGCCUUUGUGCCCAGCUUUGAGUUCUACAUGGUCCUGCGCUUUGCUGUGGCUACCGCUGUCUCUGGAUUUAUGAUAAGCACUGUUACCCUGCUUUCAGAGUGGGUGAGCCCCUCGUGGAGAACUCGGGCCGUGAUCCUGGCCCAGUUCACCUUCGCCUUGGGACAGAUGGUGCUGGCGGGACUUGCUUAUGGUAUCCGCAACUGGAGGCUCCUUCAGAUUGCUGGCGCUGUCCCUUUUUUGCUGUUCUUCUCGUACAUCUGGAUUCUGCCAGAAUCUGCUCGGUGGCUCCUCACCCAGGGGAGGAUAGAGGAAGCCAAACAACUAGUUCAGAAGGCAGCCUCAGUCAACAAGCGGAAAAUCUCCCCAGAGCUCCUGAACCAGUUGGCCCCAGAGAACUCAGCCUCCUCAGGGAAUGCCUUGGAUCUUUUCAGACACCCCCACCUCCGGAAGGUGACCCUGGUUCUCAUCUGUGUCUGGUUUGUGGACAGUCUCGGGUACUAUGGCGUCAGCCUCCAAGUGGGAGACUUUGGCCUGGACAUCUACCUGACACAGCUAAUAUUUGGAGCCUCUGAGGUGCCUGCCCGCCUUCUCAGCAUCUUCAUGAUGGAGAAGUUGGGCCGCAAGUGGAGCCAGAUGGGGACUCUGAUUCUGGGUGGCCUCAUGUGUAUCAUCAUCAUCUUUAUCCCAGAAGAUAUGCCCUUGGUGGUCACCGUGCUGGCCGUGGUGGGGAAGUUCGCUACUUCUGCUGGCUUUACCAUCUCCUACUUGUACACUAUUGAGCUCUUUCCCACCGUCGUCCGGCAAACAGGCAUGGGGCUGGUGAGCAUCUUUUCAAGAGUAGGCGGCAUCCUCACGCCACUUGUGCUCCUGCUGGGCGAGUACCGCAAGGAGCUCCCUAUGCUCAUCUAUGGCAGCUUCCCCAUCGGGGCAGGUAUACUCUGUUUUCUGCUGCCAGAGACACGUGGCCAGGCCCUGAAGGACACCAUCCAGGACCUGGAUCAGGGGCCCAGCACACGAUCUCCGACGGCCGUGUCCCCAGAGAAAGAAAUGGAGUCUACGGGAAGAAGUUCUACUCCAGGGGUGACCACUUUGCUGUUGGGAGGUCACUAGCUGGUACCUGUCGGACGCCUGAUCUCGUCUUAGCCCUGAGGAGCACAGCAGAAAGGGGAUCUCACUGUGCCAGGCAGUGGCCAGCAUGUGCCAAACGGUGGCUGUCCUCCAGAGGGUGUUAUUGAAUACAGAAUAACCCAUGUUUAUGGCACAUGCUAGCAGUGAACCUACCAGUAUUAUGGUUGGUUUUGUAGGGGUUGGUGCAGGACUCAGAUCUCAUGCCUAACUGGCAGGAGUACCUCCCAUUCUGGGUCUCAGCCUUCUUAUUUUAGAAUGCUAGCAUGCAUGAGGCCCUGGGUUCAAUCCCUAGCACCCCAUCACCCCACAAAAAAAGAAAAAGAAUGGACAAUUUCAUAGGUCCCUUUGCACUAAUCCUCCAAGAUUAUAAUAUUGGGAGCCCUGACUGGGCAUGGAGAGCAAAGGAGUCUAGCAAUCUGCCCUUGUCAGGGGGACCUCUGAAAUUAAAACCACCAUUCUUCUCAUCUUGUGUUCUCUGCUUCCAUUUUCAAAGCCUAAGCUGUCCCCAUACUUCCCCAGCCAAACUGCACCUCUGCCUUGACACUGUCCCCUAUAAACUAUCUUCCACCUCACCCAGUUCUAUCCACAGGUACAACUUGUGUAUGUUAGUCAGCUUUGUGUGACAAAAUACUUGAGGGAAAAGAAAUUACAGGAGGCAAAAUUUAUUUUGGUUCAAUGGUUUUAGAGGUUUUAGUUCUUAAUUGUGGGCGUGUGGUAAGGCAGAGGAAGCAUGUGGCAGAAUAAAGAUACUUAACUGACAGCAGCCAGGAAGCAGAGAGAGAGAAGAAACAGCUAGGGACAAGCUAUGGUCCCCAAAGGCACAUCCCAAAGCACUGGCUCUCUUCAACUAGAUCACACCACCGAUAAUCCCUUCAUCUCCCGACAAUGCCAUCAAGUCACAAAUCCAACAAUGGAUAGACGCGUUGAUGAGGUUAAAGCCUUCAUGAUCCAAUCACUUCCCCAAAUUCCCACCUCUGAACAUUGCUGCACUGGGGACCAGGACUUUGACAUGAGUCUUUCACAAAAGUCUUCAUAUUCAGACCAUGACACUGUGUCUCUGGAACUGCCACUCAAAAGCCAGCAGAUGUCCCCACAUCUUCAGCCCUUCCUGGAAGGUUUUGCAUCCCCAGCCUCUUCCUCUGACUCUGAGCUUGCUCACAGCUGGGGAGCUGUGGGAAAGGGCUCUUUACUCUCCACUGCUUCUCCACCAUUAUGUCCCCGCCUUCUUGUAAAUCCCCUUGCUCCCACCUCUUGACCUCCAGAUCACACCGUCUGAUUCAUCUAAAACUCUCCUGCCUGGUUCAGUCACCCCUUCUCCUCCAGCGCUGCCAUCCUCGUAGGAAAACCCCUCUCCACCUCCAAUUCUUAAAGACAUUUCUGGCAUAUAAAUGAAUAGAUGAAGGGCCCUCUAACUCAGACUUCUUGCCUUCUGACCACUGCAUUCCAUCUUGGUCUCUUUGUCUCAUUAUUCCCAACUGACCUAGCCAUCGAGGGCUGCCACAGCAAAAUAUCAUAGACAUUUCCUUAAAACCGGAAAUUUAUUUUCUCAAAGUUCUAGAUGCUAGAAGUCUAAAAUCAGGGUGCAGCAUGAUUAGGUUCUGAUGGGGGCUUGCAGAUGGCCACCUUCUCUCUAUGCCCUCACACAGACUUUCCUGGGUGCAUGUGCAAGGAAAGAAAUUUUUCUCUCUUUUUUUAUGAGGCCACUAAUUUCAUCUGGAGGGUCCCGCUCUUAUCUAUGACCUUAUCUAACCUUAAUUAACUCCCCAUGGUCCCAUCUCCAAAUACCAGAACCCUGGGGAUUAGGGCUUUGAUAUGUGAAUUUGGAAGCAGGGGAAGAUACAAGCAUUCUUCCUAUAACACUGUUUUUGGUUUCAUUGGGGCCCUCUGGUCUGCUGACCCUUUGCUUUCUCCCUACCUCUCUCUGUCCUCUCUACUCAGAUGAGAGAAUGGAGCCAACCUUUUAAUUUCUAUCGAGAUAGAGCAUUUUCCUCUCUGGCCCUACACUUUAAUUCUUUUACCCUGUGGUUGUGUCCCACUAGCAAAACCCACAGCAGCAUAUGAGCUCAAUUAUCUGCCUGCUCUUUCUCUGCACCCCCAUCCACUGGUCAUUGCUAGAGAGUCACAUGCUGGGCAAGUCUAUUUUCCAUGGAUUCAUGGUUGCCAGCCUCAACCAGAUCUGUAAGGGCCCAGGACCCCUAACUAGCUUGCUUUCCAUCUCCAGUGGCCAUUUCUAACCUCCACUGGGUGUGCUUCCCAUCCUCCACUUCCUCACUGAAAGCACCUUCUCCUCCUUUUAGAAAUAGGGAGCCACCAUGUGGCCAUUCCCUAGACUGCCCACCACCUAAUCUUUCACCUGCCCCUCACUGUUCCCUGCUGCUGCAUGAAAGAACCAUCGUGCACAGAGAUGGCAGUGACACCACUGAGGACAAGGCUCUUUCCUCUGCUCCCCCCUCCAACCCUCCCACCAAGACCUGGGAGCUGCUGAAGGCAGGGCCUUUUCCUUAUCAGCCUCUCUUCUCUAUGACCCCCAUCUUAGGCAAGGGGUUUGGGCAUCCGGCAAGUUUGUGGGGACCUCUGAAUUGAAUUUGCUUUUGCCCCCAACUUUCCUUUGAGGUGAGAGAUUUCAGCUCCUGAAGUUUCUCCUGAUCCCACUGGUCUGAUGAGUCAUUGGCUCUCAAUCAAGCCAGGAUCACCAUUGGCCAGAGAGUCCAGGCCACUUGCCUACAGAGGGGCCUGGGACAGGCCUUGACAGUCAUCUCUAUUGGGUCUGGGAACAGCCUAGCUUCCAAGUACCCAGGACAUGGCCAGGGCCUCCCUGGAGCUGGCCUUUCCACUGCAGGUGGAGGUGGUGGCCUCCCCAGUGCCUGAUUGCCUCCCUCCUCAGAGAUUUCGGCAAUGGGGACCAUCAGUCCUGAGCAUUCAGCCCAGGUGAGUAGAAAGACCCUGAUAUUUACUAACUUUCUCAGUCUCUGAUCAAGAA
Messenger RNA from Ictidomys tridecemlineatus (thirteen-lined ground squirrel), 4765 nucleotides. RefSeq names its product solute carrier family 22 member 13 (gene Slc22a13). Gene Ontology annotation, cellular component: membrane. NCBI's taxonomy places the organism in Eukaryota, Metazoa, Chordata, Mammalia, Rodentia, Sciuridae. Gene Ontology annotation, molecular function: transmembrane transporter activity. Gene Ontology annotation, biological process: transmembrane transport. The record is from RefSeq and is a predicted model, not a curated record.